AUGUGGUUGCCUUGGAGAUGUAUUCAGACCCGCCUGACCCAGCAGAUACGACCUUACAUGCAGGAGCAUCACCUGAAAGAGGACACAGUCUUCACUAAAUAUGUCAAGGACCUGUUGGAAAGGAGUAUGGGACUGACCUCAUUCUAUGGAGAAGCUCCCUGGGAAGCCAAAGUGAUAACAGUCAUUGGUUGUAUCAAAGAUCCCAGGUCCAAGUGUGAAGCCAUUCUGGAGAUGAUGAAGAUGGCCCAUAUUCCUCUGUCAGCUCAGAUAGAGAAACUGAUACAGGAGGGCAUGGAACUAGAACACCCCAAGUCAGUAUAUACUGUGUAUCAACUUUACCUAACAGAUGCUUUCUUUUGCUAUGUUGUCAUUAAAAUGAGUUCCAUGACUUUUGUCAUGAUUCUUAUUUGUAUCUUUUUAUGAAACUUGAUGAAAUUAGAC
Messenger RNA from Saccostrea cuccullata (small rock oyster), 441 nucleotides. RefSeq names its product kinetochore-associated protein 1-like. NCBI's taxonomy places the organism in Eukaryota, Metazoa, Mollusca, Bivalvia, Ostreida, Ostreidae. Gene Ontology annotation, cellular component: cytoplasm; kinetochore microtubule; RZZ complex. Gene Ontology annotation, biological process: mitotic sister chromatid segregation; mitotic spindle assembly checkpoint signaling; protein localization to kinetochore involved in kinetochore assembly. The transcript is spliced from 3 exons. Bases 1 to 423 code for a protein of 140 amino acids. Gene Ontology annotation, molecular function: small GTPase binding. The record is from RefSeq and is a predicted model, not a curated record.